Ostertagia ostertagi is the source of this 510-nucleotide messenger RNA. The record is from the annotation of a GenBank genome assembly. NCBI's taxonomy places the organism in Eukaryota, Metazoa, Nematoda, Chromadorea, Rhabditida, Trichostrongylidae.
AUGAAAGGACUCUAUGAUAACAGUACAAGUAUAGCUGUUAAAAUAAUCGAUACAAGGAAAUUGUUCUCACCAACAAGUAUUGUGAAGACGCUCAAAUAUCAUUCAACAAUAAGAAGGAUUGCUAACUAUGCAUCGUCCAACAGUUACACUAGCCAUGUCGUUGACAUUGGUCACUUUAGAAUAUUUGUCACAGAAUUCUGCGAUGGUGGAGACUUGCUACAGAAAAUCAAACGAAUGAAGCGAGUACCAGAGCCGGAAUCCAAAUGUCUCUACUUGCAAAAAUGCGACAUCGUUCAUCGCGAUUUGAAAUGCGAGAACGUGCUUCUCGAUCGAAGUGAAAAUGUGAAGCUGGGCGACUUUGGAUUUGCUCGCUAUCUGAGGCCACACGAGAAAGCAAAUACCUUCUGUGGAAGUAGAGCUUAUGUGGCUCCCGAAAUUCUCAGAGCGAUUGCAUACACUGGUCAAACGGUUGAUAUCUGGAGCGCCGGUGUUGUUCUGUACGUACUGUAA